Galendromus occidentalis (western predatory mite) is the source of this 856-nucleotide messenger RNA. Its product is annotated as multiple coagulation factor deficiency protein 2. Bases 33 to 488 code for a protein of 151 amino acids. The transcript has 2 exons. The record is from RefSeq and is a predicted model, not a curated record. NCBI's taxonomy places the organism in Eukaryota, Metazoa, Arthropoda, Arachnida, Mesostigmata, Phytoseiidae.
AACAGUAGGCGGUCGGCGAGUACUAGUUGGAUAUGUUCGCGCUGAUUCGGUUUUUUCUGUGUUGGACUGUCGUGAGCCAAUUGACGUCGGCUGAUAACAAUGCAACGGGAGCGCCGACGACCAUGUCCCCGGAGCAGAUUGAAGAAUUCAAGCGCAAGUAUUCGGCGGAGAAGCUGAUUCUCGAUGAGCACAUCAAAGAAGAUCUCAAGAACCUGAUAAGUCUCGAAGGUGCCGGCGCUUUGACGGAGCAGGAAGCCAUAUUCUACGCUCUCAGGAUGCAUGAUUUCGAUCAGAACAAUCAAUUAGACGGACUCGAAAUUCUCACGUUGAUCAGCCACGCAGGUCAUGUCAGCGGAGAGAAGGUCGCGGUCGCUGUCGACGAGUUCCUUAAGUUCGACAACAACGCCGAUGGCUACGUGAAUUACGGGGAAUGGAUACAGGGGAGCAAAGCGAGAAGAGAAAGAACAACACAGGGUGGUAGUCGAUAGACUUGUUUUGAGCCAAUUGAGAAUAAUGCUGCGCGUGUCGUUUCCGGUCGACGAGUGUUGAUUGUUCAUUCACGUCAUUCCUCCCGAAUAUGUGGCCAUCGAUUCGCUCACUGCUCGUCAUCUGUGGUCUGAUCAGGAUUCCGCGCAUCUCAUACAGUCUCCUGUGCCGCGUACAACUGCUUCUAGUCUUCUCCGGGUGCUUACUACCGAGUAGCGCGAGAUGACGGACGUCCGACGGAGUAACGCUCAUCCCGAUUGAUCAGAAUCAUCAUGCAGAGACCGAGAGCUCUCAGCAAAAUCACAUCAUCCGUCUAUCUGGAAUCUGGAGUUCGAUUGAGCAACCUUUGAGACUGAAUAAAGAUCUCGUA